Messenger RNA from Rotaria socialis, 1617 nucleotides. The record is from the annotation of a GenBank genome assembly. NCBI's taxonomy places the organism in Eukaryota, Metazoa, Rotifera, Eurotatoria, Philodinida, Philodinidae.
AUGGCUUGGUGGUGGUAUUAUCUAGUACCUGCAAUAGUCGAUUUAGUUCGAGCACAAAAUGCAUUCCCUGGUGGAGGUUUUUUAGCAGAUCCUUUUCUUGAACUUACUGCAGGAGUAACAUCUCCUCCUAAUGAAAAAUCUUCUAGAUCCGAUUCAUUAUGUGUUUCCAAUGGUGCUUUGGCUGGUUCAAUUAUUGGUACUUUAAUAUUAUCUGCUUUUAUUGGUUUUCUUGCAUGGAUAAUCUAUUUAAGACAGAGAUUACAAGAAUUUCAAUCAUACAAAAAUCAAGAAGUAGUAGCAUCAUCAGAAAAUCAUCGUAGUAUUCCAUCGAUUUCUAAACGUCAGCAAAACAAACAAUAUACAGAUACACUAGAUCUUACCGGCAAUCAAUCACCAAUCGAUGGUGCAGAGUAUAAAUUCGGCACAUUUCCAUUUCGUCAAUCACAAACACCAAGCGUUCUUGGUCAAUAUAAUCCUUCCGAUUGGAUACAUCGCGUUCCAUCAUCAUUUCGUUCCGAGACGAUGAAUAAAGAUGCACAAAUGAUUGAUGUUGAAUUAUUAAAUCCAACGUUUUGUGGUCUUAAUUUCAGUAUAACAGGCAAUAUGCGUGCUGGAAUAUUCAUCAAAGAUAUACUUGAUAAAGAAUCUGCCGAAGGAGAAAUUAAAUUAAAUUCUUCAGAUCAAUUACGGACAGGCGAUCGUAUUAUGGCAUUAACUGUAUGCUUUGAAUCCAUAGUUUAUGAAGACGCAUUGACCAUUCUUAGUUAUGCAUCACCUUAUCCCGUUAUUCUUCGUGUGCAACGUCCUUUCAAUUCAACCAAAAUAAAUGUUUUAACAGAAAAACAGCUAACAACAAUAAAUUCAACAACUAAAGUCAAAUGGCGAGAUGAUUUUGAUCACUAUGAUAAUGACACACCACACAAUCGUUCAAUCGUUCAUCAAGAUGUAUCAACAACUAUUAUGACAGAUACAAAAUCUUUUCCUACAAAAACUCAUCCUCAAUCAUCAACGAAAAGAGUUCGUUUACAACCAAAUAAUAACAAAUCAUCAUCGACAACUAAAGGUAAUAAAUCUAAAAAGGUAUCUAACACUGUCGGAGCUGCAACAAAAUGUUCGGAUAUUGGCAUAAAAAAACAUCAACAUAAAACAUCGAAUACAUUGAUAUUAACAUCAACAGGCUUGACAGCAAAGUCAAUAGAUAAAAUUUCGACGCUACCAACAAAUAAAACGACAAUGAAAUCUGUUACUGAUACCGUUAUGUCUUAUCUUCAUUAUCGAGGUGCUAAUUCAGGACUUGUAACAGAUGUGACCAACAUCUCUGAAGCAGCACUGAUGCCAUACUAUGAUUCUCCUUAUGAUUAUUAUGGCCCACCCGUGCCUCACGCAAAUUUGAAUAGAAAUAAUAAUAAUUCUCUAUCAACUGAAUCAUUAACUCCUGUUACAUCAAUUUAUACACUACAAUUGUCAUCAAUAAAACCCAAUAAUUCAGUUCAAAGAGCUAUUAUUCCACGUCGAUGUCAGCGCCGUGUUUCUUCAUCUGCUGCCAUUCUACCUAUGACUAUUAAACAAACCGAUGGUAAAAAUAUUAUAAUCAAGAAUAUUGACACAUUUGUAUAA